UAUAAAUUGCUUAGAUCCAAGAAACAUGAUGAGUGACCAUGAUGUUUCCAUCACAAAAUUCAAGAGAGUUUUGACUACCCUUGAAAAUGCCAAGAAAGUCCCGGAAGGUGAAUGUGAUUCCCUUUUGGAACUAUUUAGACAAUUCAUUAUGGAAGUCCCCUCUUCUUCUCCGUCGGAGUUCAAAGACUAUGAUCCUAACAAUGCUAGACUUGAUUCCUUUCUGUAUCUUCAUAUGGGACAGAAGCGAUCCUACCAAUCAUUGUGGAAAGUAGUCUCAGAGCUACUGAUAUUAUCACAUGGCCAGGCCAGUGUCGAAAGAGGAUUCUCAGUCAAUAAGCAACUGGAAGUCGAGAACCUCCAAGAGCGCUCCUUCAUUGCUCAAAGGCUGGUACAAGACCAUGUACAAUCUGUGGGAGGUGUCCUUGCUGUUUCAAUCAACAAACCACUUCUUUUGUCAGCUGCAGGAGCUAGGCAGAAGUAUUUAUCAUAUCUUGAUGAACAAAAGAGGAAGAAAACCUCUGAGGGUGUAGAACUGAAGCGAAAGGAGCUAGUCGAUGAACUUGAAGAACUUAAAAAGAAAAGAAGGCGUUUAGACAGUGAUGUUGACAAUCUUGUUAAAUGGGCAGACGAGUUUGCACAGAAAGCAGAGGACACUGGGAAACUUGUGUGGAUUACAAAGUCAAAUAGUUUGAGGAGAACUGCAAAAGAAAAGGAGAUAGCUCGCAAAGACCUUGAGUGCAAAAUUGCGAAUGUUGUGGAUGAACUAAAAAAGGCAUAGACUUUUAGCUCGACUUAAGCUCGGCACAAUCGCUACUAUGAUAAGGUGAACAUUCUUUUAUUUUGCAGUUGGUGGAGUCCUUGAAAAAUAAAAAAUAUGUCCUUGAAAAGUCCUUGAAAAGUCCUUGA
Molecule: messenger RNA, 906 nt
Organism: Stylophora pistillata
Lineage: Eukaryota; Metazoa; Cnidaria; Anthozoa; Scleractinia; Pocilloporidae
Source: RefSeq, a predicted model, not a curated record